CUUGUGUAUUAGAGGCAUGCAUGAUUGUCGGUACAAUAGUGAUGGCUAAAAUGGGGAAAGUCGCCAGUAAUAUUUACUGAUGAAGUCAAUACCCACAACUUUUUAACCCUCAAGAAACCUACAUUACCGACGGCUUUUACCGGUUACCGACGGCUAUUACAGCACCUCAUAACACGAGUUUACUUUUAUUCUGCUCAAAUCUUGCAGAUUAUAUAUGUGCACGCUGUUUUCAAGUUUUAGUGAGAAAGGCCAUGUCUUCUUCAAAGAGCAUUGCUAGCAGUUCUAGUGAAGAUGAUAAUAAUGAACUUAGAAGAGGGCCUUGGACUAUUGAGGAGGAUAAUAUGCUCACCCAACACAUUACUAAUCAUGGGGAAGGGCGUUGGAAUUUGCUUGCUAAACGUUCAGGAUUAAAGAGAACAGGGAAAAGUUGCAGAUUAAGGUGGCUAAAUUAUCUAAAACCAGAUGUAAAAAGGGGAAAUUUAACACCAGAAGAGCAGCUUUUGAUUCUUGAACUCCACUCUAGGUGGGGAAACAGGUGGUCACAAAUUGCACAGCAUUUGCCAGGCAGGACAGACAAUGAAAUCAAGAACUACUGGAGAACCCGGAUUCAGAAACAAGCAAGGCAUUUGAAAAUUGACACAGAUAGCAAGGAGUUUCAAGCACUUAUUAGGCGUUUGUGGAUGCCAAAAUUGCUUCAGAAAGCAAAAGAAUCAUCUUCUUCAGCCAUGUCCAUAAUCCAAAACCAGGAUAUUCCUUUGCCUCCUGAUAGUGUUUCUCAGUAUUCAACAAUACCAACACCAAUCCCUUGGGAGGGACCUUGUAUGAAUGAAGCAGGUCCCAGUUAUUUGGAUCAACAUGAGCACAACAAUGGUUCAUGCAAAUCCUUUUCCGAGUCAGCAAAUAUCCCAAAGGUGCCUCAGCAAUUGGGAUAUACAACUAAUCAAUUUCAUGCCUUAGAUAACAAUGACUUUGACACAUUCACAUAUGAUGGCUUUGAGAUGGAUACCUUCAAAAUGGGAGCUGUAAAAGUAACUGAGGAUGUGCAAUUCUCAGUUGGUGAUUGUCACAUGGCAGAAAGCAAUUGGGUACACAAUGAUUUUGCAUGUGGCAUGUGGAACAUGGAUGAAUUGUGGCAAUUUAGAAACUUGCAAUAAGGUUUUGGUUUUUUUUUCAGCACAUACUAUCUUCCACUAGAUGCUACUAUUCGAGGCAGGAUUCAUCAUAUCCUAGUUUGAGUGUUUGACAGACUCUUCCAACAAGACUUUUUUUUUCCAUACACAAGACUUUAACUUGAUCAUGUUUAAGUGGAAUUAAACACGUAACACUUGAAUAAACUACCCGUCAGUUAGUUUUUUGGAAAAACCCAAAUACUGUGUUUUAUGAUAUAUGUUAUUUUUAUUACACAAUCAAUUGUUGAUUAGCCAUUAAAUUAACUAAUGUAGGUGGUGACUGUUUUAAGUCCA
Messenger RNA from Lotus japonicus, 1463 nucleotides. RefSeq names its product transcription factor MYB62-like. Lineage: Eukaryota; Viridiplantae; Streptophyta; Magnoliopsida; Fabales; Fabaceae. Gene Ontology annotation, molecular function: DNA-binding transcription factor activity; sequence-specific DNA binding. The coding region runs from base 252 to 1154 and encodes 300 amino acids. The transcript has 3 exons. Gene Ontology annotation, cellular component: nucleus. The record is from RefSeq and is a predicted model, not a curated record. Gene Ontology annotation, biological process: regulation of DNA-templated transcription.